Molecule: messenger RNA, 933 nt
Organism: Mucor mucedo
Lineage: Eukaryota; Fungi; Mucoromycota; Mucoromycetes; Mucorales; Mucoraceae
Exons: 1
Coding region: 1-933 (310 amino acids)
Source: RefSeq, a predicted model, not a curated record
AUGAUCAGAGAGUUUAUACUCACAGUGGAACGAAUCCGUAUUCAAUACGAAAUUCAGCAGAAAUCACUGGAGCAAUUCAUCCAUCAAUUAGAUGAGCGAGAACAAAGUCUAGAUCAAGGAUUAGCAAAGAUUGGAUCACAGCAAAAGGAAUUGGAACGACGGCAAGUUCAAGUAGAGCAAGAAUUACAGUCGAUUCGUCUGAUAGCAGAGAAUUACCGAGAAAAGAAGAAGAAGCGUGAGCAGGAAUAUUCAUUAGUGGCCUCUGUCCCCAUCUUAUCCGCUCAAUCGAAAAAACGAUACAUCAAAGCACGAAACAAGUACUCGGAUGCAGAACAACAAGUCUCCGAAUCACGACAGGCCUUGGAAAAGUGUCGGGAUCAUUUACGCUUGAUUUCAAAAACAGUGUCUGCACAAUACUCUGAACAAGAUAGGGUGCAUCAUCAAAGAAGAGGCUCAAAAGACACGCUCCUCUCAUCUACACAGCAAUUAGACUACCUACAAAAAGGAUGUGAUUUCUGGUCCGAAUUUGACAGCUAUCAGGCCCAGCUUGUAUUAGAAUCCGCUAUUUAUUUACGCGAAAAAAUCAAUUGUCACACACCCCAUAGUAAUAAUCAGCUAUUAGAUAUGGAUCAGGUCUGGCAAAAGACCUUUCUAUUGGCCUGCUUUGAAUAUGGCGAUGGUGAAUUAUACGCCCAUGAAAAAUGGAAUGUCGAUACCUUGCAAAUAACCUUUGAUUGUGAAAUGUGUCAGACCUCUCAAACCGGUUGGCCAAAAGUCGCUUAUGAAACUGACCUGGUUUGCCAACUGUGUUACAGUACAAUACCUCAAGAUUCUUUCCUAACAAAACCAAUGCCACGCAUACCAUCUCAUAGUAAAAUGAGAAAACUCUUUAGCACUUUAUUCAAUACCCAUUCCAAAGUAAAUCCUAUCUAA